Messenger RNA from Pongo pygmaeus (Bornean orangutan), 2038 nucleotides. RefSeq names its product peroxisomal biogenesis factor 19 (gene PEX19). The transcript has 7 exons. Lineage: Eukaryota; Metazoa; Chordata; Mammalia; Primates; Hominidae. Gene Ontology annotation, cellular component: peroxisome; peroxisomal membrane. The record is from RefSeq and is a predicted model, not a curated record. Bases 202 to 969 code for a protein of 255 amino acids. Gene Ontology annotation, biological process: protein import into peroxisome membrane.
AAGAGAAAAAUACCCAAAACACAAAAACUGAAAGCUUCCUGGCCCUUUAAAAAUGGCGGUUCCGCACUGGCCAACAAUACCAUUGGUUACCCGAGGCAGAAGAGGGCGGGAGCGAAGGGGUGGAGGGCGUGGCGGCACCGAGAGGGUCCCGCCUCCUACGGCAAGUCGGAGGUAGCAAGAUGGCGGCCGCUGAGGAAGAUUAUGGUGUCGGGGCCGAAGCGGACAGGGAAUUGGAGGAGCUUCUGGAAAGAUUCCCUCUUCGCUUCCCAAGAGAAGUUUUUCCAGGAACUAUUCGACAGUGAACUGGCUUCCCAAGCCACUGCGGAGUUCGAGAAGGCAAUGAAGGAGUUGGCUGAGGAAGAGCCCCACCUGGUGGAGCAGUUCCAAAAGCUCUCGGAAGCUGCAGGGAGAGUGGGCAGUGAUAUGACCUCCCAACAAGAAUUCACUUCUUGCCUAAAGGAAACACUAAGUGGAUUAGCCAAAAAUGCCACUGACCUUCAGAACUCCGGCAUGUCAGAAGAAGAGCUGACCAAGGCCAUGGAGGGGCUAGGCAUGGACGAAGGGGAUGGGGAGGGGAACAUCCUCCCCAUCAUGCAGAGUAUUAUGCAGAACCUACUCUCCAAGGAUGUGCUGUACCCAUCACUGAAGGAGAUCACAGAAAAGUAUCCAGAAUGGUUGCAGAGUCAUCGGGAAUCUCUACCUCCAGAGCAGUUUGAAAAAUAUCAGGAGCAGCACAGCGUCAUGUGCAAAAUAUGUGAGCAGUUCGAGGCAGAGACCCCCACAGACAGUGAAACCACUCAAAAGGCUCGUUUUGAGAUGGUGCUGGAUCUUAUGCAGCAGCUACAGGAUUUGGGCCAUCCUCCAAAGGAGCUGGCUGGAGAGAUGCCUCCUGGCCUCAACUUUGACCUGGAUGCCCUCAAUCUUUCGGGCCCACCAGGUGCCAGUGGCGAACAGUGUCUGAUCAUGUGAAACACAACACGUUUUCCUCUCUGAGUCCCAGCUAUGGGGAACAUCUGGAGUCAGCAGAACCAUUGGGACCUGAGGCAGGAGUGUCACCUGCGGGAGAAGUCUGCCCGCUGCCCUCUCAUCCCAUUCAAGAUUGUGCCAUACCAGCUGAGGUUUUUCCUCUGUCUCUCUAAGAAUAGGGUCUGUUUCACAGGCCGUUUCUGUGAACCCUACUUCAUUGUGGUUUCUGCCACUAUCAAAGUUCCAGCUACCUGCCAGGUGAAGGAAGGCAUCCCUUUUGGGGCAUGCCCUUUCUUUCCUUUCUCAAAAUAAUGUUAUAUGUGGCCACACUGAUGUUCACCUUUAUGCCCAGGGUCUUUGUGCCUUGUCUCUACUCCCUCUCUUGGAUCUGGGGAGGAGGGGCAGAGUCCAGGGACUCUGUAUUUCUAUAGUUCUCCUGGCAGAGCCUUUGAGAAUGGGGAGAAACAGCCUGGGCUGGGGCUACAGGUCUGUCACUAUGCUCUCUUGCCUUCAGACAGACCAUUCUGAAUUCUCUAAAGGGAAAGGGCUUUUGCAUCUAAUCACAAUAGAGUUGAAAGAGAGGCCUUAGGAUUCUCCUCUCUCUAGGUGCUUAGCCCUCACCUCCCUGUUCCAGCCUGAGAACUCAAAUGGUUACCCUGCUUCUUCCUACAAUGCUAUGUGAUAUGGGUGAACCCAGCCCCUGACCUUCCUCUAUCCCCUGCCGGUCCUCUCUCUUACCUCCUCUCUUUUUGAAACACCUGUUUAUCCCAACCUUUUUGAGCUCAAGCUGUGAUAAAGAAGGGCCCAUCCUAUUUCCCCUCAUCUAGUCCAUCUACCAUUCUCACUGACUCCCCGUCUUCCUGGCAGACACAAAUAAACCCAGUGUCAGGUCUAGGAAAUUAAUGGCUAUUCUUCCCCAGAUACAUUCUGGCUUAUUUGAGAUACAUGAUUCUCUUAGAAUCCUGUCCCUUGGUUCAGGAAAGUAGCUUGGAAAAGGAGUAGGGGUAUAGCUUGGGUUCCUUUUCCUGCAAGGCCCCAUGGGGCAGAAUAUAAUAAAUAUUCUGAGUGAGGA